This is a messenger RNA of Micropterus dolomieu (smallmouth bass), 1543 nucleotides long. RefSeq names its product syntaxin binding protein 6 (amisyn) (gene stxbp6). Bases 405 to 1037 code for a protein of 210 amino acids. Gene Ontology annotation, molecular function: phosphatidylinositol-4,5-bisphosphate binding. The transcript has 6 exons. Lineage: Eukaryota; Metazoa; Chordata; Actinopteri; Centrarchiformes; Centrarchidae. The record is from RefSeq and is a predicted model, not a curated record. Gene Ontology annotation, cellular component: exocyst; plasma membrane. Gene Ontology annotation, biological process: Golgi to plasma membrane transport; exocytosis; regulation of SNARE complex assembly.
GGUGGUGUGACACCGUACGUGAUUGGCGGGAGGGUUUGUGUGUCUGGGAACCUGCUACUGGUUUCCCAGUCCACACACACAUACACACGCUCAGCCGCAGUCAGACAGAUCGUCUCUCCGCCGAAACGGCAGCAGGAAAAGCAAACUCUCCUCCCGCCGCUAAGAAACUGGCAACAACUGUCGCAGAAGAGGUCGACGCGAUGUCACACACGACAUGCGACGGUUUAGCCUAAGAAGACAGCUAACAAUAAGGAAGAGACUGCUGAAAGUGGAUGAACUGUGACAGCAGCUGGAGAAAUUUUGUGGACUGCACGUGGAAAGCUACGCUGAAACAUAGUAAAGAGUGGAUCUCGGCCUCUCCACUUUAACUGUUCGCCAGCUGCUCACUCCUGCCUACUUCAGAGAUGAGUGCCAAGUCCGCCAUCAACAAGGAGGUCUUCAUACCACAUGAUGAGAAGAUGCUUGCCGCUGUGCAGGUAAAGAGGAGGACCAAGAAGAAGAUCCCCUUCCUGGCCACUGGUGGUCAGGGUGACUACAUGACCUUCAUCUGCCUCUCAGUGACAAAUAAGAAACCGUCCCACUUAUCCAUCACUAAGGUGAAGCAGUUCCAAGGAUCUUCUGCCUUCGUAAAAAGGUCACAGUGGACAAUGGACCAGCUACGGCAGGUCAACGGCAUUGACCCGAACAAAGACUGUCCAGAGUUCGACCUGAUGUUCGAAAAUGCUUUUGACCAGUGGGUUGCUGGUUCAGCAGGAGAGAAGUGCACCUUCAUCCAGAUUCUUUACCAUACUUGCCAGCGUUACAGCUCAGCGCGGAAACCAGAGUUCGUCAACUGCCAGUCCAAACUACUCGGGGGUAACAGUAUACUACACUCAGCUGCAGACAGUGUGACGAGUGCUGUACAGAAGGCCAGCCAGGCUCUGAAUGAGCGUGGCGAGCGAUUAGGUCGGGCUGAAGAUAGGACUGCAGACAUGAUGAACAGUGCCGAACAGUUCGCUGUCACUGCGCACAAGCUUGCCAUGAAGCACAAGUGUUAGACCACUGCCAAAACCAACUAGGGGGGUGGGGAUCAACAAUCGUCGCUGUACAGGAGAAGGAUUCCAGAUGUUAUUCCUUUUAAAACUUUUUAAUAUGAUUACUUAACAAUGUUAACAUAUUGUUUUGAGUUAUUGUAUUCUGGUGCAUCUAAUGAUGGUGACCCAUCGAGCGGGGGCUUAACAACGCUACUGUCUGCAGAAUGUUUCAUGCUUCUGUUUGCCAAAAAAAAAGUUACAAGCCACAGCCAUGACUGUAUUUGAUAACCACGGCCACUCAAAACACCUCCCCUUUUGAUAUGCCCAGACGCUAAUGUGAGCACACACAUGCUCACAAGUCAUUAUCAACAACCAAGACAUGGAACAUCUAGUCUCACAGGUUAUUAAUUGUUGAGGGUUAUUUAUUAGCACUGCAGUGAUUAUGAUGGAGUCUGAUUCAUGAGUGACAGACCCUCUCACAGGUUACACAGGUGUGACUAUGUAUGUAUGUAUGUAUGUAUGUAUGUAUG